AUGCGACCAGCGCACUCGGACCCCUGUCUCUUCGAACCACACCUCCGACCGGACGGCGGGCAGGGUUCCACCGUGACUGGCGAUUGUCACAUACAAGUAAUAAAUUGUCGGGUGUGGUUCCAGAACCGGCGGGCGAAGUGGCGGAAGACGGAGAAGUGUUGGGGCCGAUCCACAAUAAUGGCGGAGUACGGCCUAUACGGCGCGAUGGUGCGCCACUCGCUGCCACUGCCGGAGACGAUACUGAAGAGCGCCAAGGAGAAUGACUCCGUCGCGCCCUGGCUACUCGAGAUAUCUGACCUGAUGAUUUUGUUCAAGAGUCGAGCGCGAUGGGGGAGGCAGGGCGCCCCUAGCGGCGACCCCCCACCCGCCCGCCACCGCGAGACGACAUUUGACACUCCAGCCGGUGGAGUGUCGCCGACGACGCCGCCCAGCGUCAGUCAGACACAUCAAAGCACCGACAAAUGGACCGUAAUGGAUCGUGAGGGCAUCUCACGGAAUUAUCUGCCUAUUACGCACUCGCUUUGUGCAAUCCGCUUUCAUCUCGCCGAG
Molecule: messenger RNA, 549 nt
Organism: Iphiclides podalirius (scarce swallowtail)
Lineage: Eukaryota; Metazoa; Arthropoda; Insecta; Lepidoptera; Papilionidae
Source: the annotation of a GenBank genome assembly